Messenger RNA from Malus domestica (apple), 781 nucleotides. RefSeq names its product two-component response regulator 24. Gene Ontology annotation, biological process: phosphorelay signal transduction system. NCBI's taxonomy places the organism in Eukaryota, Viridiplantae, Streptophyta, Magnoliopsida, Rosales, Rosaceae. The record is from RefSeq and is a predicted model, not a curated record.
UCCAGUUUCCGCGGCUGUUUUUUUUAUAAAAAGAUUGAAAUUGCACCAUGGAACAACAGUAGAAAAAACCAGCUUUUUGCGUUAUCUUCUGCCUCACAAUCAUAGCAGAAGUCUCACCAUUCUUACAUCUCUUGCAGAAAUCUCAGCUUUAUCUUAAGGAAACCAAACAAUUCACCACAAACUGUUGGAAAACACAAGUUUGAAAGAACAAAAAUGUUGAAGAGCAAAAAUGCAACCACGAAGAUGAUGGCGCUUGUUGUAGACGAUAACAUAGUCAACCAAAGAAUUCACCACAAACUACUGGAAAACUUUGGCAUAGAAAACCAGGUUGUAGGGAACGGGAAAGAAGCCAUUGAUGUCCACUGCUCUGGGAAACAUUUUGACCUUAUUCUCAUGGACAUGGACAUGCCUGUCAUGAAUGGCAUUGAGGCAACGAGGAUGCUGCGUGCGAUGGGAAUUCGAAGUACGAUUGCAGGUGUUUCGUCGCAUUCGUCUCUCAGUGAAGACACGCGAGAAUUUAUAGAGGCAGGCUUAGAUGAUUACCAAGAGAAACCAUUAACUCCUGCUAAGCUAGUUUCCAUCCUCCAUAAGGUUAAUCUCCAUGUUUGAAUUAAUUAUUAUUUCAAGGAUUCAUUAGUAUUAAGAAAGGAAAAAAGCUCAUGUACUUAAAUGUAACCCUCUCACCAUCAAGUAGUUCUUGAAAUCAUUAUUGUUUAAGUGUGAUUAACAAUUGAGAGCAGCUGAUUAAUCAAUAUAUAUAUGACAAAGUUUUACUUUUACA